GAGAAAGUUGUCUGCGUCUCGAGGCGAGUUGGCGGAGCUGUGCGCGCGGCGGGGCGAUGGGGGGCUCGGGCAGUCGCCUGUCCAAGGAGCUGCUGGCCGAGUACCAGGACUUGACGUUCCUGACGAAGCAGGAGAUCCUCCUUUCUGUGUACGUGGUUUUAGCUCCUCACCUGGUUGACAAUGAGCAGCAGGCAAGGAGUGGGAAUGAACACACAGGGAGACCGAUCGCUGAGAACACCGACAGUUCCCCUCUCUCUACCAGAGCCCACAGGCGGUUUUGUGAGCUGCUUCCCCAGGAGCAGCGGAGCGUGGAGUCGUCACUUCGGGCACAAGUGCCCUUCGAGCAGAUUCUCAGCCUUCCAGAGCUCAAGGCCAACCCCUUCAAGGAGCGAAUCUGCAGGGUCUUCUCCACAUCCCCAGCCAAAGACAGCCUUAGCUUUGAGGACUUCCUGGAUCUCCUCAGUGUGUUCAGUGACACAGCCACGCCAGACAUCAAGUCCCAUUAUGCCUUCCGCAUCUUUGACUUUGAUGAUGACGGAACCUUGAACAGAGAAGACCUGAGCCGGCUGGUGAACUGCCUCACGGGAGAGGGCGAGGACACACGGCUUAGUGCGUCUGAGAUGAAGCAGCUCAUCGACAACAUCCUGGAGGAGUCUGACAUUGACAGGGAUGGAACCAUCAACCUCUCUGAGUUCCAGCACGUCAUCUCCCGUUCUCCAGACUUUGCCAGCUCCUUUAAGAUUGUCCUGUGACAGCAGCCCCAGCGUGUGUCCUGGCACCCUGUCCAAGAACCUUUCUACUGCUGAGCUGUGGCCAAGGUCAAGCCUGUGUUGCCAGUGCGGGCCAAGCUGGCCCAGCCUGGAGCUGGCGCUGUGCAGCCUCACCCCGGGCAGGGGCGGCCCUCGUUGUCAGGGCCUCUCCUCACUGCUGUUGUCAUUGCUCCGUUUGUGUUUGUACUAAUCAGUAAUAAAGGUUUAGAAGUUUGACCCUAUGUGUGACAUGAGAUACACUGGUAUGAGGAAGGACUGGACUUCUCUUCUAAGAGCCUUCAAUCAUCCUAGGAAUAAGCAGCAUAUCGAGCAGAGGCCAGCGGGAAGUCAAGCCGCACCCACGCUGGCUGUCCCCGUGGGAGGGUGUGAGGAUGAAGGGGCAGCAGGAGGUGUGGGACUCGCCUGUAUCCUGAUUGGGGUGGUGGUUAGAUGAGUCUCUGCAUGCAUCAAAAUGUAAAGAACCGUACAUCAGUAAAGUCUAUUUUACUGCA
Molecule: messenger RNA, 1261 nt
Organism: Homo sapiens (human)
Lineage: Eukaryota; Metazoa; Chordata; Mammalia; Primates; Hominidae
Gene: CIB1
Product: calcium and integrin binding 1
Exons: 7
Coding region: 57-752 (231 amino acids)
Cellular component (GO): cytoplasm; membrane; neuron projection
Molecular function (GO): calcium ion binding
Source: RefSeq, marked reviewed